Molecule: messenger RNA, 1353 nt
Organism: Anthostomella pinea
Lineage: Eukaryota; Fungi; Ascomycota; Sordariomycetes; Xylariales; Xylariaceae
Source: the annotation of a GenBank genome assembly
AUGUACACCAAACUCAGCAUCAUUGCGCUUUGCGCUGCUGCCUCCAUCCAAGAGGUCGCUGCUGGUCCGGCCAACCACCGCCACAUGCACAAGAGGGAAUACGUCUGGGCUGAGACCGUUACCGACGUCGUUACCGACUAUGUGACUGUCACCGUCGACGAAGGGAAGGAGUCAGCCACUGCUCAGGCAAUCCCUACGACUGCCGUGGUAGCCGAAUCCAACGGGAAGGGAGUGGAAGGGAACCACCCUCACCACUUCUCUGAUGUCACCACCUCUGAUGUCACCAGCUCCGCAGUAUCGUCUUCCUCAGUCACUGUUGAGGCAAGCACGCCUUCAACCACCACGACAGCUGCCGUACAGACGACCGCUGCGGAGACGAUUGCUGAGGAGCCCGUGGCCAGCCCGACUACCAUGCUCACCUCGGUCAAGCCCACUGUUGUGGCCCCUGUCGAGACUCCCGUCGCCAGCGACACAACUGAUAUCGCUACUUCCGUGGACAUUCCGGCCACCAGCGUCGAACUCCCCGCGACCACCAGCCUCGAACUUGCCGCUACCACCAGCCUCGAACUCCCCGCUACCACGUCCACGUCGAGCGCUGCUGCUGCCACUCCCACUGCUGCUUCGAGCAGCAGCUCAAGCACCGGCAAGCGUGGUGCUGCGUACAACAGUGCCUCUCUUGUUGAGGCCAUGGUCGGGCUGGGUAGCCAGAUCUCUUGGGCCUACAAUUGGGGCUCUUACAGCGAUGGCCUUGAGGAAAGCAUCACUUACUACCCUAUGCUUUGGUCUACGGCCUCAGACCACUCCUCAGACUGGGACGCGAACGCCGAGGCGGCCAUUUCUAAAGGCUCCGACUGUCUCUUGAGCUUCAACGAGCCAGACAACGCUGGCCAAGCCAACAUGUCUCCUGCCGACGCUGCUACCGGUCACAUCAACUUCAUGAACAAGUACGCGAGCAAGGCCAGAAUUUCGUCGCCUGCCAUCACUAGCAGUAACAAUGCGAACCAGGGCAUCGACUGGCUCAACCAAUUCUUCAAGGCCUGCGAUGGCAAAUGCCAAGUUGACUUCUGCACUGCGCACUGGUACGGCCCGGGUGGUACGGACGGUGCCGACACCUUCCUUCAGCAUGUCACGGAUGUUCACACUGCUUGCGAGGGCAAGCCCGUCUGGAUGACCGAGUUUGCUGCUGAGAGCGGCAGCACCGAUGACUUCAUGAGCAGAGUCGUCGAGAAACUCGAGAGCGAUGAGUACAACUUCGUGGAGAAGUACUCGUACUUCAUGGUGUCCACCGAUAGCCUCAUGUCCUCGGCCACCGAACUCAGCUCCUUCGGCAAGAUCUUUGCCGGCCUUUCGUAA